GUGAGUGUUUCCACGACAACGACAAACAGAAAGGGGAGAGAACACAAGGGAGAGACAAGAUGAGUAUGAUCGUACCUACAGAGACUCUUGUCAAGUAUGACAACCCGACACUAGUCAGCAAGAACACUGACAAGAGAACAAAGCCCAAAACUCCAAAGACAGACAAUAAGCAAGCAGGUACAAUUGCAGUGACAGGAAGUGGUGGGCCUCUCCCUGGGCUGCCUAAGAACAAACUCACGCCAGUCGAAGCACAAAAAAACCAGCAAACUGAAGAGAUACUGAACUCAAUACUGCCUCCUAGAGAAUGGUCUGAAGAAGGACAGCUAUGGAAGCAAUGUGUUUCAAGCACACCAGCAACUCGCCUUGACGUCAUAAAUCUACAGGAGCAACUGGAUACAAAGCUUCAGCAAAGGCAGGCCAGAGAGACAGGGAUCUGUCCGGUGAGGAGAGAACUAUACUCACAAUGCUUUGACGAGUUGAUUCGCCAAGUUACUAUAAAUUGCUCAGAAAGAGGCACAUUACUGCUAAGAGUCAGAGAUGAGAUAAGAAUGACAAUUGCGGCCUACCAGACACUCUAUGAGAGCAGUGUUGCUUUUGGUGUAAGGAAAGCAUUAAUGUCUGAGCAAGGCAAAGGAGAUAUGGAGGAGCGAAUUGAGAAACUGAGUGAAGAAAAACGAGACUUGGAACAGCAAGUACUUGAAUUAAAGAACAAGUGUGACGCUAUCGAAAAGCGUGAGAAUGAGAAUAGGAAACUAGAAGAGAAAAAACACCAAGAAGAAAUACAGGCACUCAAAAAAACAAAUACUCAAUUACAAGCUCAACUAGAAGGAAUCAUAGCACCACAAAAGAAAUAGAAAAAAACAACAACAUACACUUUAACACUAUGAUAAAACUCUAUUAUUCUGAAUGUAUAAUACAUGAACAAUGUACUUUUAACAUGUAUUGUAUAAACAUUAUGUAUACAGAGAUGAUGAACUAACACAGUA
This is a messenger RNA of Amphimedon queenslandica, 986 nucleotides long. Its product is annotated as 33 kDa inner dynein arm light chain, axonemal-like. The transcript is spliced from 8 exons. The record is from RefSeq and is a predicted model, not a curated record. Gene Ontology annotation, molecular function: dynein heavy chain binding. NCBI's taxonomy places the organism in Eukaryota, Metazoa, Porifera, Demospongiae, Haplosclerida, Niphatidae. Gene Ontology annotation, cellular component: ciliary base; axoneme. The coding region runs from base 60 to 854 and encodes 264 amino acids.